GCUGGUUGCUGCUUAAGAAGAAGAGAUCCACAGUGUUCCUGACGUCCAGGUUGAGGAAGUCUGAAGUUUACGUGUUUGAUUCACACAUUUCUUUCAGAUCUGGUCUACCGUAGGUCGACACGAUGUCCGGCGGUCCCCAUAAUGAUAAGGAGGCCAUGAAUAUAUACUGUAUAACCCUCAACGGCCCGGCACCAUGGGGCUUCAGACUUCAGGGGGGGAAGGACUUCAGCAUGCCCCUGACUGUGUCCAGGCUGACCCCCGGGGGUAAGGCCACCCAGGCCGGUGUGGGCGUGGGAGAUUGGGUGGUGUCCAUCGGAGAGACCAACGCAGAAGACAUGACCCAUGUGGAGGCACAGAACAAGAUCAGAGCAGCAGAGGAGUCUCUCACCCUCACCCUCAGCAAAGCUUUCCAUGCGGGUGGCGAUCAGAAGGAUUCACUCGCCCCCACCUCGGUUCAGCCCAAAUACUCCUUCGCCCCCAGCACCGCUAUCAACAAGAUGGCGCGACCAUUCACCCCGGGCGGCGGUAACACGGUCAUUAAACCAGUGACAUACGCCCCUAAAGUAAACACCCCGGCCUCAGCGCCGCCCGCCAGCAUGCUACAGCCACACAACGGAGAUGAUCAAGCUUUCUAUGAUCACCAGAUUUACCAACACGAGAAGCACGGUCUGCGGGUGGAUGGCAUCCCCAUGUUCAUCCCCAACGACCGCAGCAAGAAGAGGCUAAUCGAGGACACUCAGGAUUGGCAGCCCCGCACGGGCACUACCCAGUCCCGCUCCUUCCGUAUGUUGGCCCAGCUCACAGGCACCGACUACAUGCAGGACCCAGACGAUGAGACAAUGAAGAGGGCCAGCGUCAAGGCCUCUCUGUCACCUGCUAAGGCCCAGACCCAGACAGCAGACAAACCUGACGCCUCUAAGACUCCAGCUAUAGUCAAGGCUGGUCCUCUGGUACGUCCUCCGUGGGUGACCGACCCAGGGUUCGCUGACCGUUACGCCCCAGACAAGACCAGUACGGUUCUGACCCAGCACAGACAGCCGGCCCAGCCAACGCCCAUGCAGAACCGCUCCUCUAUCCUACAGGCAGCUCAGCAGGCACCCGAGGACAGCGGAAGGACCCCUCUCUGUGGAGCCUGCAACAAGAUCAUUAGGGGCCGGUACCUGGUGGCUCUGGGUCAGUCCUGGCACCCAGAAGAGUUCCAGUGUUCCCAGUGUAAGGUGAUGUUGGAUGAGGGAGGAUUCUUUGAGGAGAAAGGCUCAAUCUUCUGCUCCAAGUGUUAUGAUAACCGCUGUGCUCCCAACUGUGCCAAAUGCAAGAAGACGAUCGUAGGGGAUAUCAUGCAUGCUCUGAAGAUGACCUACCAUGUCCAGUGUUUCAUGUGUGCUGCGUGUAAGAGCCCCAUCAGAAACCAGGCCUUCUAUAUGGAGGAGGGAGAACCUUACUGUGAGAGAGAUUAUGAGAAGAUGUUUGGUACUAAGUGUCAUGGCUGUGACUUUAAGAUCGAUGCUGGGGACCGCUUCCUAGAGGCCUUGGGAUACAGUUGGCACGACACCUGCUUCGUCUGCGCUUUCUGCCAGAUCAACCUGGAAGGAAAGACCUUCUACUCUAAGAAGGAUAAGCCGCUGUGUAAAGGCCAUGCCUUCACUCCCGUCUGAGAGGGAGAGAGGUGGUUCAGACAGGAGACCUUCACCAUUCUCUGAACCCUGAAGACCUGUAGAGUGCCAGUUAAUCGCCACUCCACUGCAAACCAGACAGCAUCAGGGCAUCAGAUCCUCACUUAUCGCUCAGCUACAGAUAGAUUCAGCCGUACCUCAUCCUUCAACUUCUAUCCCUGGACUUUCCAAAUGCAUCCCGUACUGGCUCCCUUCACUAAGCGCUAAAGGAAUGUAAAUGUUAACCUUUCUGACCUUAACCGCCUAGUUUCUCUACUGUUGUUACUCAUAGCAGGUUACUCUAGUAUCAUAUGUAAUGGUAUAACGAAGUGAGACAUUUUUAGUAUUGAGUGUAGUGUUAUUACAAACGAAGUCAUUUCAAGCCUUAGCUUCUCUAACUCUAACUCUAUGUAUUG
This is a messenger RNA of Oncorhynchus mykiss (rainbow trout), 2068 nucleotides long. NCBI's taxonomy places the organism in Eukaryota, Metazoa, Chordata, Actinopteri, Salmoniformes, Salmonidae. The record is from RefSeq and is a predicted model, not a curated record.